Molecule: messenger RNA, 7092 nt
Organism: Macrosiphum euphorbiae (potato aphid)
Lineage: Eukaryota; Metazoa; Arthropoda; Insecta; Hemiptera; Aphididae
Source: the annotation of a GenBank genome assembly
AUGAUUGGCGUGGGGAACGCUGCUGUGGUGUUCCGGUCGAAAAAGGACAUCGAUCGCCAUGUGCAAGAACAGUUCGAGAAACUCAACAGCGAACAUGAGAAAAAGCUUAAAGGAUUAGCUAUUGCCCGUAUGUAUUUCAAAGUAUCUGAAUUUGAGUUAGCUAAGCAAUAUGUUAUUAGCUUUUUGAGCGUGAAUGAGAAUUCCCCCGAAGGACGACGAUUACUUGGUCAUUGUUAUGACAAAAUUGGAAAUAAAGAAAAAGCAGUUUUAGAGUACCAAAAAUCUUUAACUUCAUCACCUAACCAACCAGAACUACUAUUAUUAUGUUGUGAGCUUAUGGUUGAUCCUUCUGUUAAGUUAAAUGAAGUUCAAGCUGAAAAAAUAUGUAAGCAAACAGAAAAUUUAUAUCCUUAUCAUCCUACUGUUUAUAAACUAAAGGAGAGAUUAUUAGCAUCAAAUGAAAACUGUGAUCCUCAUAAAGUAGAGAAUUUGCUUAAUGCUGAAAUAUCUGUUAGGCCAGAGGACAUUAAUCUUAGAAUUAGACAGUUAAAAUUAUUUGAAAGUUCUGGACGCUUAUCUGAAGCUUAUUCAUAUGCAAUCAAUAUAGAAAAAAAAUGCAAGUUCCAAAAAGAUAAUGUUGAAUGGUAUGAGACCGUUUCUCAGAUAUGUGAAGCAUAUGGUACUUUAAAUACAGUAAAUUGGGAAUUCUAUUCACGGGUAUUGCCUAUUUAUGAACAUGCUGCUUCUUUAUUUAUUAUUGAAUCAAAAACAAACAAGCAAAAACCUGUAUCGGAAUGCUAUAAAGUUCUUUUUAGACUUGAUCAGGCUCUAUAUAAAGCUAUACAAAUAUCAUCUCCACAAACAGAGUUUUACCGAAGUCUCAUUCAACAUUUAUCAAAUCAGUUUUAUUUUCACUUAGCUAGUGCUAUUUUAAAAUUGGCCAAAAAAGAAAAUUCAACUUCUUGGUGUAAAAGUAACCAAUUGUCAGCACCGUUAUUUUUAAUGUCCUUAGCGCCUCCGAUUGACAAACAAGCUUUUGAAAGUAUAACAAAUAAAGAAUUUAGUUUGGAGCAAAAAUCAAAUGUUGCGUUAUGGGAAUUAGAAGGUACCAGACGGAUAAUUGAGAGUGGCUUUGUUUUACGCGCAAUGAUGGCAAAAGAGGAUGAACAUUUUAUUGAUAAUGUUAAACUAUUGUGUAUCAAGGAUUGGAAAACAACAAACUAUAAGAAAAUAUUUGACGAUCCAGAAUAUGCUAAAGGACUUCCAACAUCAUUUUUUAUUCAUUAUUCACCAGAAAAAUUAGUCUACAAUAUUCCAGAACUAAUACAGUAUGCUGUACCUAAACAUAUGUUGUCAUUUGAGAUGAGUCGCCCUGGUUCAUUACAUCAUUUAGUUUGGUAUGGAAUACAACUAUUAGAAAGUGAAAACAAAGGAUGUGGACUAAGAUUAACAAAGAACACAGUAUUUCCAGUUGGGUUUGGAUGUAAAAGUUUUAAUGAAUUACCUUUGGCUACUAAUUCUCUUGCAUCUGCCAAUAUUGAGUCGAUAUGUCAAAUAGAUAUGAAUACAUUUUUAUACGCUACAGUUUUUAGUAUUGCUUCAUUCCUGGAUAACCAAUUACAAAAAAAUGAUUCCAAAGCACCACAGACAUUUCCAUCUAAUAUAACUAAUCAAUUGACAACAUCAGAACAAGAGAAUUGGUGGAAAUCAAUGUACAAGAUUUAUUCAAAAAAUGUUGAUGUUAAAUAUGUAUCACAAUUAAGAAAAGCUGCUAUUCAAGGAUUAGAGUCAAUUCGAUUAAUUGGAAAUCAUGGAAUUGAUGUUCAAUUAAUGGUGUAUUUGGCAAAAAACUUUGCUAGUCAGGCUAACAAAAUAAUGGAUAACUUCCUUUUAAAAGAGGGACUAGAAAAACGAGCUUCGCUUUAUUGGAGAAUGGCUAUACAGUUACUUGAACGCAUUAAUGAACGUGGAGUCGAACAUAAGUCAAAAAAUACAUUGUUUGAAUUUUACAGAAAAAAAUUGACUCCAGGAGAAAUAUUUGAAUUAUUGGAGGAAGGUAAAUUUUAUUUAGCUUGUCAGUUAAUGAACAGUGAAGAAAAUGAAGAAGCAAUAGAAGCAUUCAAAAACAUUAAUUCACCAUACGCAUCAUUUUACCAAGCAAUGAUUUAUAAAAAAAUGAUAAAAUCGCCUUCUUUUGACACUUCUACUGAUACAUCAUCAGAAGCAAAUAAUAUGGUAAUGGUGAAAGUUAAGGAAUUACUAAAUAUUACUAAAGAUCGUUUAAAGAAAAAACCUCAUCAUCCAUUGCACUUGCAAUUAAAAGAAGAGUUAUUAGAUUUAAAAUUAGAUGUUGAUAUGAAUGGGACACUUAAUAGUCAAUCUAAUUUAAACUUAUCUGGAGAAGAUUAUAGUGAUGCUGUAAAUGUAUCAAGGAAACACAUGUAUAAUAAAUUUGGAGAUCGAUCCUUUCUUAAUGUUACUAGUACUCCCGUUAAAUCACCGCUCACUCCAACCCGAAGAAUUUUAGAUGAAGAAACUGAUGUCAAAUUAUUGAAUGAAUUAAAAGUAACUGUACAAUCACAGAAUGUACAGUGUCAAACCUUAGGAUUGCAGUAUUAUAAUAUGAUAGAAUCAUUAAGGUUAAUGUCUGAAAAGGUUGAUAAAUUAUUUGAUCAUUUUGACAAAACAAAAGAUUCAAUAUUUGAUAAGAUAAAUGAAUUAUCUCAUCAAGUUUCCACAAAUAUUUCUACAGCUACUACAAAUGAUAAGCUUGAAAAAGACAGUAAACUAAUUGAACGUAUUGACCGACUAGAAGAAGUUUUGAUGCUAAAGCUUAAUGCUAUGAAUGAAAUGAAAACCAGACAUGAUGAUUUGUAUGGUGUAUACGAAAAUGAAGAUGAUUUUGAUAAAAUUAAUUAUGAUCAAUCAUCAUGUAUUCAAAAUGCAUUUGAUGAUCAAACUCAAUUGGCUACUAUAAGUUUUCCAACAACUCAACUGCCAUUUACGUCUUCUAUACCAUUUCAGCAGUUAGGGUUAUUUAAUCCAACUAGUCAAUCUACCCAAUUUCCAUCGUUUCCAAUGGCUCCUAACCCAAAUGUAAAUAUAACAUCGUCUGAUACUUUACCAACUGGACCUCCAGUGUCCCAGCCCCCUCUCAGUGUAAUUAUACCAACACACCAUAUUCUUGGUGGUAGUUUAAUUACAUCCGAAGCGCCAUCCCAUCCUUUCAAAUUUAAUAGCCAACAGGUUAAUAAUCAAUCUCAGUCAGUCAUAUCUCGCGGGGUACCUAGUAUUCAACCAACUCCAUCUGUUGAUCUAUCGAGUACCGAACAAAUUUCAUUUCAAUCUUCUUUGUCAACAUUUAAAGAAACUUAUGAAGCUUCAUUAAAUAAGUCUAGGAACUCUGGAACUGAUGAUAGUUAUGCUGAAGAACAUGAUCCAAUACCAGAAUUUCAACCAAUCAUACCAUUGCCUGAUGAGAUCGAAGAAGUAACUGGUGAAGAAAAUGACACAAUAUUAUUUGAAAGACGUGCUAAAUUGUAUAAAUAUAUUCAAAAGGAAUGGAAAGAAAAAGGUAUUGGUAUUUUAAAAAUAUUAAAAAACUGUGAUACAAACAAAGUUAGAUUGGUAAUGAGACGAGAGCAAGUACACAAGGUUUGUGCUAAUCAUUUCUUAUAUGACAAUAUGGAAUUGAAAUCUAAAGGCGAUAAAGCAGUUGUUUGGUCAGCUAAUGAUUUCUCUGAUGCUGUUCAAGUACAAAUUGAAAAUUUAUGUGCAAGAUUUAAAACAGUAGAAGACUGUAAUGAGUUCAGAAGAGUCUUUAAUGAAAACAAACAACCCUGUUCUCUAAAUACUUCAUCAGUUGAUCCCAACAUUACAGACGAUUACAGUGAAUCUGUUUUUGAAGUAAAUAAAGAUUCGAGCUUAAAAUUAUCUUUGGAGAAUGAAAAAUCACUUAAACAUGAAUUAGGUGGUUUCACUUUUAGUUCUCCGCCUAUUAUAAAAGAUGUUACUACACCCAAACAAAAUGAAACACCAGAAAAGCCAAAAGGUUUAUUCUCUAAUUUGAGCUUUUCAACGCCUAUUGGGAAUACAGCAACACCAAGUUUAAAAUCACUAUUAAAACCCAUGGACUCAGAAACUAAAACGGAUGUAAAUGAUAAACAUUCUUUUUCAUUUAAUACAUCAAAAUCUGCAUUAUUUUCUACAGAGACUACUACUCCUAAGUCUACAGAGAAAUCAUUAUUUUCUACAGAGACUACUCCUAAGUCUACAGAGAAAUCAUUAUUUUCAUUUAAUAAUGUGGAAGAAAAAUCUGCAAUGUUUACUCCAAAAUUAGAUUUUACAUCUGGGACAUCUGCAACAUCGUACUUUAGUACACUAGCAAAAAGUUCACCCAACCUAGGUUUCACAAACUCUCCCGAUUUCAAAGGUUUCCCAGGUGCUGGUAGCACUAUUUUUAGUGUUAAAACUAAUCCUUCCCCACAUGCCAUUAUUAAACCGGAUGAUCUCAACAAUGAAUCUUUAAACCAACCAUGUGAAGGUUCUGAAGAAUUUGUUCCAACUGCUGAAUUUUCUCCAGUUAUACCUUUGCCUGAGAAGGUAGAAGUAGUUACUGGCGAGGAAGGACUUGAAACUGUAUUUGAUGAUCGAGCAAAACUUCUCAGGUUUGAUUCAAAUACCAAAGAAUGGAAAGAGAAGGGAAUUGGACAAAUGAAAAUUUUACACAACCCUAAAGAUGAUUAUUAUCAGUUGUUAAUGAGAAGAGAAGUAAUUUUAAAAGUUUGCUGUAACCAAAGGUUGACUGCUGAUUUGGAAUUGAAACCUGUGACUUCAUCAGAAAAAGCUAUGUCGUGGGUUGGCCAGGAUUAUUCGGAAGGUGAAUGUAAGAAAGAGUUGUUUGCUAUUAGAUUCAAAACUAUUGAACAGCUUCGUGCAUUUAAAGAUAAAUUCAAUGAAAUCAAGAACAAACUCCAAAAAUUGAAGGAUGUUUCUAGCAGCUCAGAAGCUAAAGUAGUUGAAAAACAAUCCGAUAUUAAACCAGAUGUCAGUAAACCAUUACCCAACUUAAACGAUCUAGCUCAAUUUAAACCCAAACCUGGCUCCUGGACUUGUGAUGCAUGUUAUUUGUCAAAUGAUGCAAAUACUGUUAAGUGUGUUGCAUGCUGUACAAUAAAACCAGGAGCAGUUGAUGAUCAAACUACUAAAAGCCAAUCAACUACUGGUUUCACAUUUGGACAAACGUCGUUUUCAUCCUCGUUAAAAUUUGCAGACGCUUUGAGUAAUUCUCAGCCAGGCAUUCCAUUUGUUAUGCCAACAUUUGGUGGAACACCAGCUCCAGUGUCUUUUAGUUCAUUGAGCACAAGCGACCACACAAACACAUUUGGUGGAACACCAGCUCCAGUGUCUUUUAGUUCAUUGAGCACAAGCGACCACACAAACACAUUUGGUAGAAUACCAGCUGCAGUGUCUUUUAGUUCAUUGAGCACAAGCGACCACACAUUUGGUCUUCCAAUUAAGACUGCCGUCCAUCAAGAAAAAACUUUAACGUGGAGAGAAGAGAGUGCUGGACUGGAAAAAUAUGAUUCUGAUAAAAGUGAUGACGAAAGUAAUGAUGGAACUGAUGAAUCUGGCGACGAGAGUGAUGAUAAUGACAGACAAAAAUCUGUGUUUGGAAAUGAAAAAACAAAAUUCAGUUCAAAUGUUAAAAUUGAAAAGUCUUCAUUUAAAAUAGACAAUUCUUCAACCACCUUAAAAUCAUCGGAAAGUCAAGUUAAAAUAGAAAGUCCUUCAUUCUCUACUGAUAAUUCAAAUUCUUUUAAGUCAUCUGACAAUCAAGAGUCCGUGAAAUUUCUUGAUGUUAAGUCACUUAAAGAUGUGGUAUCUCAUACUGAUCAAGAACUUGCUGAAGAAUUGAAACUUCCAUUGUCGUUCUUUCUUUAUAAGUCAAAACCUAAAUGUAAAGGAUGUGUUGGCUGUGAAGAAGAUUCUGAACAUAAAGAAGAAGUAGAUGAUGAAAAUAUUUCUUCUAAGACUGAUAGUGAAAAAGAAAUUGAAAAAGUUAAAGAACAAGAUGAAGUACCUGUUAGUGUUUCCGAAUCAAACAUUACUCCGAUCACAUCAACAAAUAACAUACCACAGUCUUUUCAUACUACGUCAUUUCUUUUUGGCGAUAAAUCUUCAACAAAUAUUUUUGAAAAACAUACACCUAUUGCCCCCAUUUUUGGAUCCAAACCAAUUUUUGGAAGCUUCUCUUCGGAUUCUACUAAAACAGAUGAUACUAAAUCAACAAACUUAUUUGGUCUUUCCUCUAAUGUGAAUCCUUCAUCAAUAUUUGGUUCAUUUUGUGCUUCUGGAUCAACAGAAUCACCAAAUACUACCCAAAGUUCAUUAUUUUCUAAGACUGACGAUAUUAAAUCCAAAACAGAAGGUUUAUUCAACUUCAGCCCUAAAACUGAUAGUCCCUUCAAAUUUGGAACAAUUUCUAAGGAUCCUAAAUCAGUGUUUGGACAAGGGCUUUUUGGUCUAAAAGAUAAAACUACCGCCGAUGAAAGUGCUCUUAAAGUUAAUCCUUGGGCGGCAGGUAACUUCAAUCUAAACAAAUCCACAGAUGAGGAGAAAAAUUGUGAAAAAGCUGAAGAAAAUGGCGAGGAAGAAGUUGAUAAUAGCCAUGAUCCUCAUUUUGAACCUAUCAUACCACUUCCUGAUGCUAUUGAAGUAUCAACAGGAGAAGAGAAUGAGCAAAUAUUAUUUUGUGAACGUUCAAAAUUAUUCCGCAAAGAUGGUAGUGAAUAUAAAGAAAGAGGUCUUGGUGAAAUGAAAGUAUUGUUUCAUCCUGAAAGGAACACAUACCGUUUCUUAUUUAGAAGAGAAAAGGUGUUCAAAGUUGUAUGCAAUCACUUGAUUACGUCGGAUAUAAAGCUUGGGGCUAUGACAUCUUCAAACAAGGCGUUUUGCUGGCCUUGUAUGAACACAACUGAAGAUCAUCCUGAGCCACAAAAAGAGAUGCUGGCUGUACGUUUCAAAAAUGAAGAGAUAGCUGGCAAAUUUAAACAAGUGUUUGAUGAUUGUGUAUCAAAAUUAAGUGCAUAA